Messenger RNA from Vicia villosa (hairy vetch), 1502 nucleotides. Its product is annotated as F-box protein At4g00755-like. Gene Ontology annotation, molecular function: protein binding. The coding region runs from base 201 to 1289 and encodes 362 amino acids. NCBI's taxonomy places the organism in Eukaryota, Viridiplantae, Streptophyta, Magnoliopsida, Fabales, Fabaceae. The transcript is spliced from 6 exons. The record is from RefSeq and is a predicted model, not a curated record.
UUCCUAUCCACUCUUUGCACUACCAUCUUCUUCUUCUAAUUUACAUUCAAAUAUUAUUAGUAACCAAAUUACCAUCUCUCUCUCUCUCUCUGCAAUUUUCUUCCCCUUUACUUUCUAGGUUUUGCUUCUCCUAUGGGCGUUUCUUCAUCUACUCAUCAGGUUUGAGAAGAUAACUUAGUUUGAUUUAUUCACCAACUUCAAUGCCCUUGAUGGACCAAUGUAAAGAUUUUCUCAGCUGGGUUGAUCUUGACACGUCUCUCAAAAUUUUCAAGUGUCUAGAUGAUCCAGCAGAUCUAGUCCGCGUCAGUUGUGUCUCACGAUCUUGGAGAGACUUUGUGGUUGCAAACGGCCUUUCUAAGCAGUUGUGCUUGAGAAUGUUUCCUCAAUUAUCUAGAGUUGCUUGUGUUGUUGAACUAAACCACAACGGAGUGAAGGAACACACAGAGGUUGGAUCUAGCCAUCCUAAUGAAUGUCUAGCUCUAUGGAAGGAUCAUAGAGUCUAUAGUUAUCUUGCUCAAUCCUGCUUAUCUCCUGUUGCUAUGGAUUGCAUAUCUAAGGCAAUCGGUGCUUCUAGCACUGAUAAUUUGCCUCAGGAGAGCAUUGAUAAUACGCUAGAGGAGAGAGACAACAUUGGUGGUAGAUUUGUCUAUUGGUCGAGUAGCGGACAAAGCAAUCCCAAUGUGCCUGAGACAUUAACAUACCACUUGGCUUCUCAAAUAUGUGUUAUUACAGAAAUCAAUAUUCAGCCUUUCCAAGCUCACUUUCAGAUGGGGUCACCAAUAUAUUCAGCAAAAUCUGUUAGGUUUAAAAUGGGUCAUCUUAAACCCUCUUUAGAUGAUUUAACUGAUGUGUUUGUAUGGACCUAUACAUCACCGGUGUUUCCAAUGGCUCAGGAAAACCGGCUACAGAAGUUCAAGCUUCCAGAACCUGUUCUCUGUAUUGGUGGUAUCUUGCAGAUUGAGCUUUUAGAAAGGGUGCAGAGCCAAGAAAUGGAUGGCUUACUAUACAUUUGUAUUUCUCAUGUUCAAGCUCUGGGGAUUCAGUUGUCACCAGCAUUUUCUGUUGAUAUUCUUGGGCCCUCUGGAAUGUUUGUGUUGAAGAGGGACCACAUGGCUAACUGUCAACCUCCAGAGCCUUCUGAAAAUGAGUCUGGAGCAGCAUUAACUGAUAGAGAUUUCCAACAGAUUGUGACUAUAUUGCGAGGACAUGUAAUGGGAGUAGGAGCUGUGGAUGGUUGGGAAGAGGAAGAUUAUGAAGUUGAUGAUUUUGAUGAAGAUAACGCCUUCUGAUCUUUGCUGGCAUAAACUGUGACUAUCCCCCCCUUCUCAAAACAAUAAAGGAGACAAGAAAAUUUAAGAUUCUUCAGGUGCAGAGUCGUUGUAAUAUAUAGCCAGUGUGUUGUAAACGCUUAUGUGUAACCUUUUAAAGUUCAGGUUUUUGUGUGAUUUUACUACUAAUUUAUAAGACAAGUUUUACAUUUUAAGCUGUUAAAAUUAAAUUCA